Molecule: messenger RNA, 1693 nt
Organism: Papilio machaon (common yellow swallowtail)
Lineage: Eukaryota; Metazoa; Arthropoda; Insecta; Lepidoptera; Papilionidae
Gene: ImpE3
Product: altered inheritance of mitochondria protein 3
Exons: 5
Coding region: 85-1632 (515 amino acids)
Source: RefSeq, a predicted model, not a curated record
AGGCAGUAUUACUGCGCAAGAGCUAACGGACACCCGUGUGACUGCGGGGCCUAGAUCCGCGGAUUGUACGACAGGAUAACAACAAUGAUUGGCCGAUUAGUCAUCGCAACUUUUUGUUUGCAGACCUUUUAUUUUGGAUGUUUGGAGGCAGCGAAACAGAAUGUGCAGCUAUCGGAUUCUUUUUUACCGGUAGCGAUGCAGGUGAUAGCGCAUCUCACAGACCAGAUGGCGUUUGAAGUCAAAGAUGAGGUGACGACGAAGCCACCCAAGCCCACAAAGAAGCCGACCACGCCUAAACCUUUAGAUGUGACUACACCCUUCCAUCGGCCAGGAUACUACGCUCCCUCGGCCCCACCCAAACCCUCAGAGAGAAUAAAAGCACAAAAACAGCAACAGUAUAACUUCCCUUCGCAAGGUCAACAACAAAACAAUAUUCCGCCUCAGAACCAACAACAGUACAAUAUUCCGCCACAGAACCAACAACAAUACAAUAUUCCGCCACAGAAUCAACAGUACAAUAGUCCGCAACAGAAUCAAGAUCAAUAUAAUAUUCCGUCACAGAACCAACAACAGUACAACAUUCAGGCACAGACCCAACAACAGUACAACAUUCCGCCACAGAAUCAACAAUACAAUAUUCAGCAACAGAAUCAACAAUACAGUAACCAGCGAGUAAGUCAGCAGCAAUAUACAACACCAAUACAAGACCAACAGCAACCUUAUACUCAAUCGCAAUAUCAGCAAUAUAAUAUGCCAUCGCAAAAUCAACAACAAUAUGAAAUCCCGCAACAGAAUCUACAUCAGUAUAAUACUCAAGCACAAAAUCAACAACAAUACAAUUUUCCCCCUCAGAUUCAACAAUACAAUGCUCCGUUCCAAAAUCAACCAUUCAACGUAACACAAAAUCAGCAAACCAACUUCUUUUCGCAGCAAUACAAUCCAUUGGUCCAAAAUCAACAAUAUCCUCAACAAAAUCAACAAUACGGCGUCAUGACUUUCGACUUUCCUCAAUACAAUCCGAUCCAGCCCCAAAACGUAAAAAGUGAAGAACCAUUAUUGUCUGCGCAUCAUGAAGAAGUUAAGCCUUUAUUAGAACCUACACCUGAUGCUCCUCACUUAUUACCUCCUCAUUUUGAAUCCGACUUCGACAAGAUUUCGAGUCGCUCUAAAGGAUUUGACUUGGAUGAAAUAUCGGAAGAAAAUCUACAGUACUUAUCGAAGAAUGUAAGAGAAAUGAUCCGAAUGGCGCACGAUCCACACGAUGAUCGUUUGGUUGAUGUUUGGGAAGACCUAAGGGCGAAUCCGGCGGAACCGAGUCCUAAAGGAAAGCUGUCAUCUUCGAACCUCCGUCUGUUGCUUUUGUACGAUCUUUUGAGCAGAGAAGCAAAGAGACAGAGACUUUCAGACUACAGUGGCUUCUCUCCUGACGUAAUGAAGGCAUUAGUCGAAUCAUCUAGUGGCGGCGCAAGAGAACAGUUGAAGAUGGCUCUAUCUAAUAUGGUCGAUCGCCACGAUUGCGAACAUGAAUACGCAAACAAUCGCGCUAAAGAAAUGGUAGCUGAGCUCGGAAAAGACGAGUCGAAAUUGUCUACAGAGAUUAGAUAUCUGCAACCUUUAGUAUAUAAGUACUAGUGAUUUCCGCAUUUAUAUCGUAUCUGCAUUUAUAAGCUAAGAAUAUAUAAGUUACUAAAUA